Nycticebus coucang (slow loris) is the source of this 745-nucleotide messenger RNA. RefSeq names its product thioredoxin like 4A (gene TXNL4A). The record is from RefSeq and is a predicted model, not a curated record. Bases 158 to 586 code for a protein of 142 amino acids. Gene Ontology annotation, cellular component: U5 snRNP; spliceosomal complex; U4/U6 x U5 tri-snRNP complex. NCBI's taxonomy places the organism in Eukaryota, Metazoa, Chordata, Mammalia, Primates, Lorisidae. The transcript is spliced from 4 exons. Gene Ontology annotation, biological process: mRNA splicing, via spliceosome.
GCCGCCAGCACCACAGUCAGCACGUUCUGCCGCCGCCGCAGGCACGCACAACGACAGCGCGCACGGCGUCGGCACGCCCGGCGUCAGCCGUGCACGCCUAGGGGUAGUUCUGGGCAGGAGGCCCUAGCGCUGGUGGAGGCGUCAGCCCGGCGCCGAGAUGUCGUACAUGCUCCCGCACUUGCACAACGGCUGGCAGGUGGACCAGGCCAUCCUUUCGGAGGAAGACCGGGUCGUCGUCAUUCGGUUUGGGCAUGACUGGGACCCCACCUGUAUGAAGAUGGACGAGGUUCUUUACAGCAUAGCGGAGAAGGUUAAGAAUUUUGCAGUUAUUUAUCUUGUGGAUAUUACAGAAGUACCUGACUUCAACAAAAUGUAUGAGUUAUACGAUCCAUGUACUGUGAUGUUUUUCUUCAGAAACAAGCAUAUCAUGAUUGACUUGGGCACCGGUAACAACAACAAGAUUAACUGGGCCAUGGAGGACAAGCAGGAGAUGGUGGACAUCAUAGAGACUGUGUAUCGUGGGGCCCGCAAAGGCCGUGGCCUGGUUGUGUCUCCCAAGGACUACUCCACCAAGUACCGAUACUGAGCAUGCAUCAGUCUGUGGAUGAAUAUUGUGGAGCUGUUUUUUUAUGCAGAGAUAUUUCAUACUGUUGAGAGCCUUUGGAAGCUCGAGGGCUAGGAGAUCUCUGAGAUACAAUUACAAGGCCUUAACUAACUGAAAUAAACAAAUGUGGUGAUAGGACUA